AUGUGGAAGUUGAAGUACGUCGCCGGUCGUCUCAGUCCCAAUCGCACAUUCCCGACUGCCCUACGCCUCUUCAACCACGCUUCCACCCAACGCCACCCUCCUCAACCUUCCUCAACCGUCAUCUCUCAAACCAACUUCUCCAGAGCCAUCUCACUCACCAAACAACUCGUCCUCUCCAAUUCCCACACCGCCUGCUCCUCCCUCUUCCACGCGCUCACCCACUCCCAAGCACCCAACUUGGCUUCCGUCCUCAUAGUCGCCUUCUGCGAAUUGGGUCAUGUCCAAGAAGCUCUUUCGGUGUAUAGAAACGUCUCUUCUUUGCCUCUCUUGAAGGCUUGCAACGCGCUUCUUCACGCCCUCGUCAACACCCACAGAUUUGAUUCACUGUGGGAGGUCUAUGGGGACAUGGUGUCGCGUGGAUUCUCCCCUACCGUUGUGAGCUACGGCAUUUUGAUGCAGGGCUGCUGCAGCCAAGCUGAUUCUGUUGGUGCACGCAAGCUAUUUGAUGAAAUGCUCCACCGCAAAAUUGAACCAACCGUUGUGGUUUACACUAUUAUGAUCAGUGUUCUUUGCAAUGAGGGUCGAAUGGGAGAUGCCGAGGGCGUCUUCCGUUUGAUGAGGGAAUCCGGAGUGGCGCCUAAUUUGUACACUUAUAAGACUCUCAUGGAUGGUUAUGGCAAGGUAGCUAAUGUGAUCCGGGUUUUCGAGUUGUAUGCUGAAAUGCUCUGGCAUGGAUUGCACCCUAAUGUUGUCACAUUUACUACUAUGAUAGAUAUUCUGUGCAAGGUGGUGGGGGAUCUGAAAACGGCAAGGAAUUGCUUUGUGUAUAUGGCAAAAUUCGGGGUUGUCCCUAACGCGUAUGCUUAUAAUUCUUUGAUUGACGGAUGCUGUAAGGCUGGGAACUUGUCAGAAGCAAUGCGUUGGAAGCUAGAAAUGGAAAGGUCUAAAAUCUCUCCGGAUGUUUUCACUUACAAUAUCCUCAUUAAGGGUCUGUGCGACUUGGGGAGAUUGGAAGAAGCUGAGGGUUUGAUGCAGAAGAUGGAGGCUGCAGGAGUUCUUGCGAAUUCUGUGACAUAUAAUGUGAUGAUUGAUGGGUACUGCAAGAAAGGCAAUAUGGAGAAGGCCAUUGAGGUGUGCUCUGAAAUGGUUGAAAGGAAAAUUGAACCCAAUGUCAUAACGUAUUCUACGUUGAUUGAUGGGUUUUGCAAGAACAGGAGUGUAAAUGCUGCAAUGGGCAUGUACACAGAAAUGGUAAUCAAAGGUCUUGUGCCGGAUGUGGUGACUUACACAGCUCUGAUUGACGGGCAUUGCAAGCACGGGAACAUGAAAGAGGCUUUCAGGCUGCUCAAGGAGAUGCUUGAUGCAGGAUUAACACCAAAUGCGUUUACAUUUAGUUGUUUAAUUGAUGGCCUUCUGAAAGACGGAAGAACAUCUGAUGCAAUCAAACUGUUCUUGGAGAAAACCCGAGCUGGUUUCGCUGGAGUUAAAAUGCAUAGCAGCCUGUAUUCUCCAAACAAUGUGACGUAUGUGAUUUUAGUUCAAGGUUUGUGCAAAGAUGGACAAAUUUUUAAGGCAACUAAGUUUUUGCGGAUAUGA
Molecule: messenger RNA, 1596 nt
Organism: Arachis ipaensis
Lineage: Eukaryota; Viridiplantae; Streptophyta; Magnoliopsida; Fabales; Fabaceae
Molecular function (GO): protein binding
Source: RefSeq, a predicted model, not a curated record